Macrobrachium nipponense is the source of this 315-nucleotide messenger RNA. RefSeq lists its product as uncharacterized. Gene Ontology annotation, cellular component: replication fork. NCBI's taxonomy places the organism in Eukaryota, Metazoa, Arthropoda, Malacostraca, Decapoda, Palaemonidae. The coding region runs from base 1 to 315 and encodes 104 amino acids. The transcript is spliced from 2 exons. Gene Ontology annotation, biological process: DNA replication. The record is from RefSeq and is a predicted model, not a curated record.
AUGGGCCCCCGGGCCGUCGGUCUGACGGGACUGAAAUUCGGAACGGAGAUGGGUUUUCACCCUGGGAAGGUCGAGACCUAUGUUCAGGAGCCCUUUCAAGCGCCUUCAGUUCCCAGUCAGUUGGCUUUUGCCAUGACUAUCAAUAAAUGCCAGGGACAGUCUCUCAGAGUGGCUGGCAUCAACUUGGAGCAACCUUGCUUUUCUCACGGGCAGCUUUAUGUGGUGUGCUCAAGAGUGGGCUCUCCGGAACGCCUGUUCAUUUUGUCACCGGAGGGAAAAACAAAGAACAUAGUCUACCAAAAGGCUCUCCGGUGA